AUGACAAAGGGGAAAGAUGAUGACUUGUCUUCAGAUUCCCAGAUCUCAAUCCGAUCAUCAUCUGUGGGAUCUAUAGAGGCCGCACUGAGGAACUUACAGGCUCUGAUACCACAGGACUCCUCAGAGCUUCGUAUCCUGCACCCGGUUCAGCCAAUUAUCCUGCACCCGGUUCAGCCAAUUAUCCUGCACCCGGUUCAGCCUAUUAUCCUGCACCCGGUUCAGCCUCGUAUCCUACACCCGGUUCAGGCUCGUAUCCUGCACCCGGUUCAACCUCUCGAGCCUCGUAUCCUGCUCCUAGUCGAGCCUCGUAUCCUGCACCCAGUCGAGCCUCGUAUCCUGCACCCGGUUCAGCCUCGUAUCCUGCACCCGGUUCAGCCUCGUAUCCUGCACCCGUUUCAGCCUCGUAUCCUGCACGCGGUUCAGCCUCCUAUCCUGCACCCGGUUCAGCCUCGUAUCCUGCACGCGGUUCAGCCUCCUAUCCUGCACCCGGUUCAGCCUCGUAUCCUGCACCCGGUUCAGCCUCGUAUCCUGCACCCGGUUCAGCCUCGUAUCCUGCACCCGGUUCAGCCUCGUAUCCUGCACCCGGUUCAGCCUCGUAUCCUGCACCCGGUUCAGCCUCCUAUCCUGCACCCGGUUCAGCCUCGUAUCCUGCACCCGGUUCAGCCUCGUAUCCUGCACCCGGUUCAGCCUCGUAUCCUGCACGCGGUUCAGCCUCCUAUCCUGCACCCGGUUCAGCCUCGUAUCCUGCACGCGGUUCAGCCUCCUAUCCUGCACCCGGUUCAGCCUCGUAUCCUGCACCCGGUUCAGCCUCGUAUCCUGCACCCGGUUCAGCCUAGUAUCCUGCACCCGGUUCAGCCUCGUAUCCUGCACCCGGUUCAGCCUCCUAUCCUGCACCCGGUUCAGCCUCCUAUCCUGCACCCGGUUCAGCCUCCUAUCCUGCACCCGAACCCGGUUCAGCCUCCUAUCCUGCACCUGGUUCAGCCUCCUAUCCUGCACCCGGUUCAGCCUCCUAUCCUGCACCCGGACCCGGUUCAGCCUCGUAUAGUGCACCUGGUUCAGCCUUGUAUCCUGCACCCGAUUCAGCCUCGUAUCGUGCACCUGGUUCAGCCUCGUAUCCUGCACCCGGUUCAGCCUCCUAUCCUGCACCCGGUUCAGCCUCCUAUCCUGCACCCGGACCCGGUUCAGCCUCGUAUCGUGCACCUGGUUCAGCCACGUAUCCUGCACCCGGCUCAGCCUUGUAUCCUGCACCCAGUUCAGCCUCCAAUCCUGCACCCGGACCCGGCUCAGCCUUGUAUCCUGCACCCGGCUCAGCCACGUAUCCUGCACCCGGCUCAGCCUUGUAUCCUGCACCCGGCUCAGCCACGUAUCCUGCACCCGGCUCAGCCAUGUAUCCUGCACCCGGCUCAGCCACGUAUCCUGCACCCGGCUCAGCCUUGUAUCCUGCACCCGGCUCAGCCACGUAUCCUGCACCCGGUUCAGCCUUGUACCCUGCACCCAGUUCAGCCUCCAAUCCUGCACCCGGACCCGGCUCAGCCUUGUAUCCUGGACCCGGCUCAGCCUUGUAUCCUGCACCCAGUUCAGCCUCCAAUCCUGCACCCGGACCCGGCUCAGCCUUGUAUCCUGCACCCGGCUCAGCCACGUAUCCUGCACCCGGCUCAGCCUUGUACCCUGCACCCAGUUCAGCCUCCAAUCCUGCACCCGGACCCGGCUCAGCCUUGUAUCCUGCACCCGGUUCAGCCUUGUAUCCUGCACCCAGUUCAGCCUCCAAUCCUGCACCCGGACCCGGCUCAGCCUUGUAUCCUGCACCCGGCUCAGCCACGUAUCCUGCACCCGGCUCAGCCUUGUAUCCUGCCCCCGGCUCAGCCACGUAUCCUGCCCCCGGCUCAGCCAUGUAUCCUGCACCCGGCUCAGCCACGUAUCCUGCACCCGGCUCAGCCUUGUAUCCUGCACCCGGCUCAGCCACGUAUCCUGCACCCGGCUCAGCCAUGUAUCCUGCACCCGGCUCAGCCACGUAUCCUGCACCCGGCUCAGCCACGUAUCCUGCACCCGGCUCAGCCACGUAUCCUGCACCCGGCUCAGCCUUGUAUCCUGCACCCGGCUCAGCCACGUAUCCUGCACCCGGCUCAGCCUUGUAUCCUGCACCCGGCUCAGCCACGUAUCCUGCACCCGGUUCAGCCUUGUACCCUGCACCCAGUUCAGCCUCAAAUCCUGCAAGCAAGUACACAACUAGUGAGCAUUUAUUUAUUUUUCUUGCUUUUUGGAAGUAUGGAUUCACAGAUCUGGAAAAUUAAAAUUGGACUCGUCAGGAUUGUAUAA
Bufo gargarizans (Asiatic toad) is the source of this 2316-nucleotide messenger RNA. RefSeq names its product proline-rich extensin-like protein EPR1. The transcript is spliced from 3 exons. Bases 1 to 2316 code for a protein of 771 amino acids. NCBI's taxonomy places the organism in Eukaryota, Metazoa, Chordata, Amphibia, Anura, Bufonidae. The record is from RefSeq and is a predicted model, not a curated record.